AGUUCUUUUGGACAAAUGGAGUUUAAUCAGUUGUGCACGUGCCCCACCUGCCUGUGGUAGCGCCCGUUGGACGGACACGGAGUUCAGGAGGGCAGGACAGGCCACCCUCCCCGAAGGCCUCCGUCGCGACCUGGUGCGAGGGGCUACGCAAAUUUACCUCGAAGAAAAUCACGGUGGUGGUGCUCAUUUGUCGUCGUCGUGGGUGGAAAAAUCAUCCAGCAAUUCCGGAUAUAUUCAUCGCAUUUCCUUGGUCGCCGCAGGAGAAGAUUGAGCAAGUAAUGCAAAUUCGCAGGGAAGGAAAUUAACUAAAUUAUGCCUUUCAAGUAUAUUCAGAGAAGAGUUAGCGGACCAGGCGCUUAUGGAACAAUUCAUAUUGACAAUACCCAGGAAAAUACAGAGACAUCACACUUGAAUCAAAACCAAUUUCGCCAGUCUUCGGUAAGCGUUGGAUGUAGUAACAUAUCUAGUAGUGAACAGUUUGGUGAGAAGAGCGGUGCUGGAUCGAAGAGCUGCGAUACGCUGAUAUGUGGUGGCGCAUCGUCGGGACCGGUACCAAUAACAUUGGCACAAUUUGGGAACUCAACAACAAAUGGUACAACAACGCUUUGCAAUGGGCAACACACAUCAAUUAAUGCAAAUCAAUCAACGAAUAUAUCUCAGAAAGCAAACUCACGUUAUUCCACCUUGCCAAAAAUUGGGACAGUUGCAAGUGGUGGUAGUACAUUGAAUGUGAGACCAAGAUUGAAUAGUAGUGAUUCGCCUAAAUUGAGCAGCAGCUGCAGUCGGAGCAAUAGUAAUCGCGAGACGAGAGAAUACUACAACAGUGCCCUGGACGCGACCAAUUCACAAGCAUCAUCCACGACGACGACAAUCCGCAGUUCCACGCCGCCGCCACCGCCUUACGCCACCGUCAUCGCGAGCACCACCGCCUCUCCUGCGGCCGCGCGAUCCGCCACCAAUAAUAACACACCCACGACAACAAGAAGUGAUAUCUGUAGCAAUAACAAUCCAGCAAGUAGUGCAAAUUCCCAGCAACAGGGAAGCAGUAGCAGUAGUAGCAACAACAGCUGUGGUGUCAAGAGUAGCAGUAAAGCUGUGAGCGAUCCAUGUGGAAAUCGCAAUAUCGACUUCAAUCGGCAGAUCAGUGCACCAAUUGAGAACAGAUCGAGUUCCAGUUCUGUGAAUAAUAUUAAUCCUAGCCAAGUGAAUUACUUUCCAUCGUCAAUCAUUAGUUCAUCCUACACGAAUAGUUUGACGCGCAACAAGAAACACAGGAGUUUAAAAUUGACUGGCAGAUUAUUUAGUGCAGCUAGUUCCGAUUCAAUACGAUUCAACUCUAAUUUAUCUAGUCAAAAUGAUAACGACUUGCGGAUAUCAGUAGAUAAUACGUGUACAGAUUCUUUAGUUACUGCUCUAGAUGAUGAAGCCUUACUAUUAACGGAAUUUAACGAAAUGGCAAAAUCAAAGGUUCAUUUCGACGAUGUCUCUCUCUACGGCACGCCGAAGGAGGAACCACUACCGACUAUACCGGUGGUGCCGGAGAAGACGUCAUCGAAUUUCAUCAAGAACCAACUGCAGUCAUGGUUUCAGCCUACAGACAACCGUUUAGCUAUGAAAUUAUUCGGUAGCAAGAAAGCCUUAGUUAAAGAGAGAAUUAGACAAAAAUCAGCCGGUCACUGGGUAAUCCAUCCAUGUAGCUCAUUUCGAUUCUACUGGGACUUAUGUAUGUUGUUGCUACUCGUUGCGAAUUUGAUAAUUUUGCCUGUUGCCAUAUCUUUUUUCAAUGAUGACCUUAGCACUAGGUGGAUUGCUUUUAAUUGUCUAAGUGACACCAUAUUUUUGAUAGAUAUUGUUGUCAACUUCAGAACAGGUAUAAUGCAGCAAGAUAAUGCGGAGCAAGUGAUAUUAGAUCCUAAGAUUAUAGCGAAACACUACCUUAAGACAUGGUUUUUUCUGGAUUUGAUUUCGUCUAUACCACUCGACUACAUUUUUCUCAUCUUCAAUCAGUACAUAGCCUCAUCGGAUUUCUCGGAAUCAUUUCAAAUUUUGCAUGCCGGAAGAGCACUACGAAUUCUUCGAUUAGCCAAACUUUUAUCAUUAGUCCGUCUUUUGCGAUUGUCUCGCCUCGUUCGGUACGUGUCGCAAUGGGAGGAAGUUUAUAUUCUGCAAAAUCUUCAAAAAAAGCGCGCAGAUCGAAGAGGACGAUUAGUCAAAAAAGAAAAGGGCUUUUCGAAAAGCAAUCUUGUGCUGAAGUUCCUUAACAUGGCCUCGGUGUUUAUGCGAAUCUUCAAUUUGAUUUGCAUGAUGCUCCUUAUUGGACACUGGAGUGGAUGUUUGCAAUUUCUGGUGCCAAUGCUCCAGGGAUUUCCCUCAAACUCAUGGGUGGCAAUUAAUGAAUUGCAGGAAGCAUAUUGGUUAGAACAAUACUCAUGGGCGUUGUUUAAGGCAAUGUCCCACAUGCUAUGUAUCGGUUACGGCAGAUUUCCACCACAAUCAUUAACUGAUAUGUGGCUAACUAUGUUAUCCAUGAUAUCAGGAGCUACGUGCUAUGCAUUAUUUCUCGGACAUGCCACAAAUCUUAUUCAAAGUUUGGAUUCUAGUAGAAGACAAUAUCGUGAAAAGGUUAAACAAGUUGAAGAGUACAUGGCAUACAGAAAGUUGCCAAGAGACAUGAGACAGCGAAUAACAGAGUACUUUGAGCAUCGUUACCAAGGCAAAUUCUUUGAUGAAGAAUUGAUCCUUGGGGAAUUAAGUGAAAAGUUGAGGGAAGACGUUAUCAAUUACAAUUGCAGAUCUUUGGUUGCUUCAGUGCCUUUUUUCGCUAAUGCUGAUGCAAAUUUCGUAUCAGACGUUGUAACAAAGUUAAAGUACGAAGUAUUCCAACCAGGUGAUAUUAUCAUUAAAGAAGGUACAAUCGGAACGAAAAUGUACUUCAUCCAGGAAGGUGUUGUCGACAUUGUCAUGGCGAACGGUGAAGUGGCAACUUCUCUGUCGGAUGGAUCAUACUUUGGCGAGAUUUGCCUGCUGACAAAUGCAAGGCGAGUGGCGAGUGUCCGUGCAGAAACGUACUGCAAUUUAUUUUCACUAAGUGUAGAUCAUUUCAAUUGUGUUCUCGACCAAUAUCCUCUUAUGAGAAAGACGAUGGAAACGGUGGCAGCGGAAAGAUUAAACAAAAUCGGAAAGAAUCCGAACAUAAUGGCGCAGCGUGAUGAACCGAAUAGCUUAAAUACAGAAUCAAAAACAAUUAGUGCAGUUGUGAAUGCUUUAGCAGCAGAAGCGGAACAUGUAAAUAAUAUGAGCGAUGAUAUGGCACAAAAUAGUGGAUCAGAGCAGAGUCUCCAAAAUCUCAGUGAGAACCUGAAACUUAGCUUACCGAGGCCAAAAAGUGACGAAUUCAGAUCAUUAUUCGGAGGCAGUAGUCCGUAGUUUCAUUUCUUAGGUGAUAUUGCUACAAUAAUUUUAGUGACUAAUAUUGUUUAAGGAUUAAGUUCAGACAUAGAGAGAGACAUCAAAAGAGGACCUGCAGCAAAAAUAGAAACAUUGAAAAAGUGAGAGAGAGAGAGAGAGCGUAAGAAAUUCUAGAGAAACUCGUAAACGUGCGGUUAUAAUGAUAUCAAGUAUAACUUGAAUGAUAUUUAGUUUAAUUUACAUUAAUUUUCUUCAGAAAAAUAAUCAAACUCAAGCAGUAGAUUCGCACAUUAUUUCAUUAGGGAGUGUUUAUUGAGCCAUCUUUUAUUGAGAAAGUGAGGAUGUAUUUUUAGAUGUAUAAUUUAUCUGUGUAUAUGCAAAGAAAAAAAAGAAACUUUACAUGACAAAAACUACAAAAGAUGUUAGAAAAAAAAGGUGAGACCUAAGAAUAUUUUCAACAAUUUCCUAUAAAGAAUAUUUUAUAGAAUUUUUCAGAGUCAUUAAAGAUAUCUAAUUUUUGAUAUAAAAUUGAAUUUUGUUGGCUUUCCAUAAAAUUUUCAUGCAAUCAAGUGUGAAAAAUGUGACAAUUGUCACUAAAAGGAAGAUUUUUUUAUUAGCAAUUUCUCUCUCAAACAAUAUGCCAAGAAAAUGUAGUGAAUUAUUGUGAAAUUUCCUUUUAUUGAGUGCGAAUUACUAAUAUCUAAGGGCUUAGUCGAGGUAAAAAAAAGCGUAUCCUGCGUAUUAACAGUGAUUCAGUAAUUUUUGAAAUAGGCUUUGCAGGAGUGAAGGCGAAAAUUAAUAUUUCAUACGCAUAAAUCUCAUAAAUCCCGCUAUACAUUAUAUAUUUUGGGGAUGUAGUUGGAUAUGUUAGGUACAUUUCCACAAAAUCCAUAUCGAUUUAAAUUUGCAAUAUGAAAGUUUCAGCAUGAAUUUGCAUUGAAAAAAAUUUUUAAAUAUUGAAUAAAAGGACAUGACGCAUGAAUACACAAAUUGGCAGCGUUUCGUCGCAGUCCAAUUAAAUAUUUCAGCGACUUAAUUGAGCCUUUUUUUUGGUACACUUGUGCAUUUAUUAUGACUAUGAGUGCGAUAUUCCUUGCUCAAGCUGAAUAGAGAAACUCCUGGCGUUCGCUCUAAAUCACCUCAAAUGCUGAAAUUGCUCAAUUUCACACCAGAAUUGGUUUGUUUGUGGGUGUUUUCUAUGCAUGUGAAACAACAGAUUUAAACCAAUUCAGAAUUUCUUGACUUCCGUGAACCAACAAAGAUUGCCUUUGAAUUGCUGAGGCUUUAGAGCUUUUUCUAUAUGCAAAUUGCAUAUCCAAAAUUAAAUUGUUUUUAGCUAAAUAUGCGAGCACUCAGUGCAAUGACUAUGUAAUUGAACGGGCAACACUGGGUGAUGGAAAAUAAUCCUCAACUAUUUUCUGACACAUUUUCCUUCUCUCCUCUUUCGCUUAUCAUGACCCAGAGAGAAAAAAAAAUCCACGUGAACCGCGUGGGAUUGCAAGAAAGAAAAUUUUUAUCGAAUAUUUCUUUAUUCAUACGACAAUCAAAUAUGAUUUGCAUCAAAAUUGGAUUUUACUUAUUCAAAAAAUUCGAUGGAGGGUGAAAAUUUAGGGCGACCGACAAAGAGAAAAAAAAAUUAUAUGCAAAUUGACUGGAAAAUAAUGGCAAGAAUGAUUGCAAGAGAAUACCUGAAGAAAGAGAAUGAAUAAACUUUUCUCCGGCAGAUGAUGAAAAAAUUAUUGGUUUGCGAUAUUGGAAUUAUAAAAAAAAAAUAAAAUUUUGUGAAGCUUGGAUUUAUGCAGAUUCAGCUUUGACUGUAACCGAACGUCAUGUUGCUUUUCAUCACAUGUUUUUUUUUGCAAAAAUAUCCACAAAAGGAUGAGAAUAUAUUUUCAUUUACUCUGACAGAGUAAAAAAAAAGUUGAAGUGUUGCAGAAAGAUUUUGACAUAUCAUUUUCGUGAAUAUUCUUAAACAUUUUGUAGCUUAAUAGAGAAAAAAAAGUUAUGAGGAAACAUUUUGCAAAAUUUGUGCUUCCACAUAAUCUAAUAAUAUUUCCUACCUAGAAAUAGAAAGAUUCAGUAUUGUAAUGUAAUAUAUGUAAGCAUUCGAUGUAUGAGAACUCUGUGAUUCUACGGUGAUAGAGAAGAGCGAAGCGGUUUGAAAACUAUACGAUUGUUUAUUGAAUUUCAGUGGAUAUAAAGUGUUUGCGUUUAAAACCGUCUCACUUUUCCCUAUUUGAAAAAGAAAGAAAAAAAAGCUGCUGAAACGUGAAAUAAAUGGUGUGAUAAGUAAAUAGCAGUGAAAGUGAGAAAUGACAAACAAUUUUUAAUGUAAUUUCUGAUUGAGUAACUAAGUAAAGUUAUCUCUAUUCAUAUUUGCUGAGUUUCCUUCUAUUAUCACAAUUAUUAAUUUAUCUUAUCACUGCAUAUCAAAGCAAUUGGAACUUAAUUUCAACAUUGUGGGAGACUUUCAGAGUAUAAGAAGGAGAGAGAGAGAGAGAGAACAUUGCAUGGAAGUUUUAUGUAAAGUCCACAGAGCAAUUUGCUUUACAAAUUUCACUGUUGAUUCUUAAGAGUUGCCAUUCUAUAUUUUCAUGAUCUCUUAGAUGAAAGUGCCCUCGUUGCUAGAGAAAAAUAUCGUUGAGAAUUGUUGGGAACACUUGUUCGGCACUGUUAAAUAUGGAUGAGGAUAGGAAAUAUAUAUUUUUCCCUAGUACGAAGAGGCCCUAAACAAUGGUGAAGAGCAAAAAAAAAAGUAAACGAGAAAAACUAAAGGACAAACUUCACUCUGUUGUUGUUAUAAUCUUCUGAAAAUCUAUUUUUAUUGCAAUAUUGCAGAGAGAGAGAGAAAACAGAGAAACAUACAUUCAUCUAUAUACAAAAAAAAAUAGAAACUAACUGAAAGAAAAUAUAACAAUUAUAUUUUAUUUAAAUAUUAAGGUAUGAAGCAUUAUAUUGUAUCAUUAGAGAUUGAUAAUGAAAUGAGAGAAAGUUGUACAUCUUGCGACUAAAAUGGAACAGAAAUUCUUGUAAUUUAACAAUUGAAAUAUUAGUUGUUAGGAAAUUUUAUUCUUCGCCAGUUAUUUAUCCAUGUAAAUAAAGAAGUAAUUGUAAUAAUAAUAACGAUUUAGUGACUCGAUAGAGAUUCUUUAUCUAAUUUUUCUAUUUCAUUUUACAAAAUCUUUUAAAACUCAAAAUAGAAAUAUUUUCAGUAGAACCAAUAUUGAUGAACAUAGACAGAAAGAAAAAGAAAAAUUGCACUAGAAUAAUUUCUCAAAUUUCUUCUCAAAAAAAAAAUCUCAUAGCAUUUUUUUCUAUGAGCGCAUUUGAAUGUGAGGAUAAUUUUCAAUUUAUGUGUUUCUAUAUUGUUUUUUUUCUAUAUACAUAAAUAUAUAUAAAUUCUCAAGAAUAAGGAAAAAAGCUGUGCAACUGCGAAUAUUCAUGCUUUUUACUUAUUAGUUUUAAUGUUUGGAAAUGAGCACAAACAACAACAGAUUUUAAAGGAAUGUCAAGAAGAUCAAGUGACAAAUUAAUUUAGUUAGUUAUUAAGUGAGAAAAAAAAGAGAGAAACAAAUCAACAUAAUAACCACAAAAUAAUGUAGAAUUCUUUGCCUAUUAAAUGAAAUGAAACAAUUAGACGAGGUGAAAUCUUUCAGUAGAAUACAAAAUUUUUCUAAAAAAAAAACCAAAACCUAAAAUAUAAAUUUAAAAAAGGUGAAACAAGAUAUCUGACAGUGAAGAAGUAUAUUUACCAAUUUAAUCAACGGUAGAACAAAGACAUCAAGUAUAAUUAUUUAAAGAUUUACUAAAAAAGAAAAAAAAAUUGGGUGAAUUAAUUAUUUACCACCUCUCAUGCUGCUAAGUAUCCUGAAAGACAUGAUAAGACAACGUCUCACAAACACAAAGAAAAAUAUGUUUAUCGAAAUGCAUUGAAUAUAUAGUGGAAAAUCCAAAAAGAAUCUAAGAAAAAAAAAUAAAGAAAAAACCUAAUAUACUGACGAGAUCAAAAAAAAGGGGGUGAAGCAAGAAAUAAAGAAAAAAAACUUAUGGCUUAUAUACAUUAAAAAGAAGAUGAAAUAUUAUUGAUAGUGACAAAAUGUAAUGUUAAUUAUUGAAAGAAAGAGAAAAAAAAACAAAAAUGAUGACGUAGUGAAAAUUGAUACUCUUGAGAAAUUACAAGUCUUAUUAGGUCCUAAGCCAUCAAUUGAAGAAAAACCACCAAGAAACUAAUGCAAAAUGGGAGCAGACACUUUUCUCUUCUUUUACAUAUUCAGAUGACGAUUCUUUGUAGUCGACUAGAUAACGUGAAGAAGCGUUACUGUGUGAAGGAAACACUCGCCAUGGUGAAAACGAGAGUGUGAAUGAGCAGAUAGAUAAAGAAAAGAAAGAAAAAAGUAUAUGAUAUUCAAGAGACAGGAACUCCAUGUUGUAUUCCGGAUAGAAACUUCUGGCAGAUUAAGUUUUUCAUCUUGAAUUAUGCUGCAAUCUUGAAGUUGUGUUUUAUUUUCAUUCCUAUGCACAGAAGUUUAAAUGCUUCGAAAUAUAGCCUUAAAGUGUGAAAUAUGUAAAAGCAUUUGUUAGUUAAUUCUUUAUGAUAUUUCUCAAACUUUCUUCUCUGAUCAUCCCAAAUUUAUCCUUUUUGUUUUCCUUGUGUUAAUCGAACAAUAUUCAAUUUUAAUAUAUUUCUAGAUGAAAAGAAGCCAAAUGAAUUUUGUAGAGUUAUUUUUCUUCCUUUCUAAGCUUAAGAAGUAAGGGAAUAGUUUCAGAAUGAUGUCCGAAAUGCCUCUAGAAUGUAGAAUAAACAUAUUUUUCGUAUUGAAUUGCUUGAAAGUGAGAAAACAGUUUCGUCUAGAUUCUGCACAGAGCAUAAAAAUUAUAAGUCAAUUUUACAUAUUGAUGAAUCAGUCAAUUAUCUUGUGCCCUAUGAGUUGUAAAAUGCUUUAUGACUGUUGAAUAAUUUGGGAAACAUUUAUAGGAUGAUUGAGAGACACAGUCAGUUUUGCUUCAGUCAGUUCUUAUCCGGAAUAUAAAUGAGGUUCUUGCGAAGUCUGCAUCUCACAAAAGUGGCAAAAGUGACGAUAAGGGCAAGAGUGUGAUGUGUAAGGGUGAAAAAUGCAAAAAUGUAGAGAUUGAAAAGGAGCUGAUAUAGGAAGAAAUCAAUUUCACUAUCGAUAUAAUUUAGCAGCUCGUAAAACCACUGGCUCUCUAUCAAAAUCAUGACAAGGAGGAGGAGAAGGAGAAGUAUUCGGAAAAGAGACACACCUGCGGGGGUAUUUACUAUAGGGGGUUAUAUUGUGCCAUGGAUUCGCAUCACUUGACGCGAGAGAGAGAAAAGUGUUUUGAGAGAAAACAGGAGAAAUCUCAUAAAAUUGUGACAAAUAAAAUUAUGGUGAACGAUAUUUAUUGAAGGGGGUGGGCGGGUGGGUGAUGGGGGGAUUCUUACAUUGAGAAAAUUUGUCAAGCAGUGAAUAAGAAAUAUAUUUUUGUAGAACUUUCAUAUUCUUUUCUUCUUUGCUAAGGAGAUGCGACGAAAGAAAAAAAGAGACACAAACACACAAAUAUAAACUUUUUCUAUCGUGUUUUACAUGCGAGAUGGACGAGAGACAAGAGCACGAAUGGUGAGAUAAACUAAGGCGAAAAAUAAACAAUUCACAAGAAAUGCCACGGAGAGAAUUUCUACACAUAUAUAUAUUUUUAAAAUGACCUACGCUGAGGACUUAACAGGACGUUGGGUGACGGGAGGGACACGUGAGGUAUUUUAAGAUGUGAACUAAGGAGGAAAUUUCGAAAGGCAAAAAAAAGGGAAAUGUGACAAAUAAGAGGACACAUAAAACAACUAACCUAUACUUUUAUUAUCGUAAAUACAUACUUUUCCUAUUAGUAAGAAAAAAAAAGAAAGAAAAGAAACAUAUAGUGAAGUGAAAUGCAUUUGAUGAAGUGAAAAAAAGUAUUCUUGAAACAUUCCAGGAAUUUUACCUCAAUCGAGUAAAAUUCUCGCACAAGAUAUAAAAAAAAUUUAUUUUUAUGAAAGAAAACCAAAACAAGCACAUCUCUUCCACUCAUAACGAAUUCUCCUUUAAUGAAGUUAUCCCUGGCACAAUAUAUACUUCCCCGGGUGUGUCAUCUUUGGCACUGCACAAGUGGAAUUCUGUAGAAUUAAAUUGCUGAGUAUAUAAAAAAAAGGAUCAUCAUUUAUGAUUUGUCAAUUAAAGAAAUUUUAUUGGGAGAAAAAUUAUAAACACAUUUUUUUAUCUAAUAAAGCGUAUGAAAGCUA
Messenger RNA from Phlebotomus argentipes, 9682 nucleotides. It is a transcript of the gene Ih, whose product is annotated as potassium/sodium hyperpolarization-activated cyclic nucleotide-gated channel 3. Gene Ontology annotation, molecular function: voltage-gated potassium channel activity. Gene Ontology annotation, cellular component: membrane. The coding region runs from base 313 to 3426 and encodes 1037 amino acids. NCBI's taxonomy places the organism in Eukaryota, Metazoa, Arthropoda, Insecta, Diptera, Psychodidae. Gene Ontology annotation, biological process: potassium ion transport; transmembrane transport. The transcript has 20 exons. The record is from RefSeq and is a predicted model, not a curated record.